AUGCGUAUCUCUCGUUUUGCCCUGGCCACGGCCGGGCUGCUCGGCCUCGCACAUGCCGCAAAUCCCCAAGUCCAGCAAUCCCAGAGUGUUCUUGUAAUCUCAGAGUUUGACUCUAGCGUCGAGAACAGCUACCUCCGGAGCAGGCCGGACCUAUUCAAUGUCACUGGUGUGACCAAGGCGAACUUCCAAGCCAUGGGUGUCAAUGACUUUGGGAAUUACAAUGCUAUCGUCAUAGCAGACAGCGGGAACUGUGACCGUAACGAGAUCAGCUUCCUCAGCCCUUCCAUCAUGACUACGCUGAGCACCGUCGCCACCGGCAUUCAUAUCUUUACCGGCACCAGCUUGUCCAAAGAGGUCGCCGCCAGACUCGCAACUUCGCCGCCUACGAACACGACCAAUGUCUACACCCUGUUCCAGGGCGGGCUGGAUACUAUGUCCACGGCCAGGGCGCUUUCGCUCUACAUCUCCUUCGGCUGCUACUACCAGAGCGAGGUCACCGCCGAGGCGGUGACCGCUCUGGCGCCUUUUGGGGUCUUCACCAUGCGAAGCCCCACGGGAUCCCCUCCAGACUGCACUUCCAACGUUUCAUACGGCCAGACUGGAAGCCUCGCGUUUCCUGGCACGAGUCAGGCUGAUCUCCAGGCAUGGAUCUGCGCUGCUUCCUCUGCCUUCGUUGUCUACCCGGCUAGUAGCAGUCCUGACUACGUCAACCUAAUCCAAGUCAACACCCUCAACGGCCAAAACGGCCAACCCGGAACCCCGUACGUUGUGGGAGCGGGACCGUCCGCCCUAGCAUGCGGCAACGGACGGGUUGACAAGGCAUUCGGCGAGCAAUGCGACGCAGGGGGGGUUGCCGACCCGGUCUGCCAGGCGAACUGCACUUGCACCUACGGCCUAAAUACCGAUACCAACACUUGUCUGCCGUUUGAUGGCUGUGGCAACUUUUUCACCGAGAGGGGCCUGGGCGAAGAAUGCGACGAAGGCCCCACGGGUAACUCGAUCUGCUCGAGCAGCUGCAGGUGCAUCUACGGAGUCUCGACCAGCGGCUACUGCAAGACACGCCCGUUCUGUGGGAACGGGAUAGUUGAGGACGGCGAGCAGUGUGAGCCGAGGAUGCAACUCCCGCCCCGGAGUGUCGAGGGACGGGGCUACAGCCCGGCCGUGUCGGACGGCAUCUGCAACGCGCAAUGCCAGUGCAUCUACGGCCUGUCGGCUACGCCCGGCGUCUGCAACGAUCCUCCCAAUAACAGCACGACCACCAGCUCCACUACCACCACCAACACCCUCACGACGACGUCCAAGCCUGCUACCACCACCAGUGGAGUGAGCAGCUCGCUGCCGGGGUCGUCGUCAGCUUCCUCGUCCAGCAGGGCUGUCACUGAUACAAGCUCCAACAUCCCAUCCUCCUCGCCAGCUUCCUCACCUGUUUCAUCCUCUGCCUCAUCAAGCUCGUCGGUGCCAACCCAAAACCCCCUGCCGGCGCGCGUGAACGACUUCGUCUUCAAGGGCUGCACUGGCUCAAGCCAGAACUACCCGUCGUUCACUCUCCUCUUCUCAAGCGAACAGAUGGACUUGGAGAUGUGCAUCUCGGGCUGCGCCGGACACCUCUACGCAGGAAUCCACGUCAGGGACUGCUACUGCUCCGACCAGUACGAUUCCAUCCAGCAGGUCCCCAGCGACCUAUGCAGCAUACCCUGCCCCGGCAACGCGCUCGAGAACUGUGGCGGCUACCGCGUGAAUAGCACCUCCUCAUUCCUCCAGCGCCGCGGCUCCUCCAGCUGCGGCGGCGUCAAGCGCCGCCAGGCCGGCCUCGGCUCCGUGCCCGCCAGCGCCCUGCUCGCCAUCUACGAGUUCUCGCCCCUCUCGUCGACCGCCGCCCCCGCCCCGGCCACUUCUUCUCCCGCCCCCGCCCCCGUCCCCGCCGACCAGGUCACCAGCACCGGCACCGUCGUCGUGACCGCCACGGCCGUCGUCACGGCGGGCCCCAACCCGAACAACGCGGUCUGCGCCACGGGCUUCUGCCACGCCGCGGGUUACGUCUUCGAGCUGUGCCGGGGCGGCCCGCGGCCCGGCGAGGCCGUCUUCGUACUCGAGGCCUGCAGCUGCGCCGGGGGCUGGCGGUAUGCGCCCGCCGGCUGCGACGGCGCGGGAUGCGGCUCGCUCGUCGUGUACCGCGCCGUGCCCUACACCGGCGGCCAGAACGGCACGGUCUACCAGCCCGAGGCGUGCGCGAGCUGCACCGGCGGCAGCGUCGUGUUCCAGCAGGGCGGUGGCAGUGGCAGCACGGCCGUCAACGGCACGACCGGGGUCGUGGUUGUUGCUGCUGGGGCUAGCAGGCUCGCUGGCUACCUGAGCUCUGCCAUGGUUGCUGCUGGUGCUCUUCUGCUGCUGCUGUAG
This is a messenger RNA of Thyridium curvatum, 2397 nucleotides long. RefSeq lists its product as uncharacterized. The transcript has 3 exons. The record is from RefSeq and is a predicted model, not a curated record. The coding region runs from base 1 to 2397 and encodes 798 amino acids. NCBI's taxonomy places the organism in Eukaryota, Fungi, Ascomycota, Sordariomycetes, Thyridiales, Thyridiaceae.